Messenger RNA from Aureobasidium musti, 276 nucleotides. The record is from the annotation of a GenBank genome assembly. Lineage: Eukaryota; Fungi; Ascomycota; Dothideomycetes; Dothideales; Saccotheciaceae.
AUGGAAAGUGCUCAAGAAUUUAAUACUGGCAUUGGCGAAGAAGCCGAUAAGGAUAACGAACGCGACAAGUAUCUGCGCUUGACAAAGGCAGCCGAGGUCAGAGUUGUCAGGAACUGGAAAGACUUGGUCUAUCCUCCAGACAUCGAAGCUUUCAAGGCGCAUGCUGUCAAUGUCGAGCUAGAUGCCAACCUGUCAAUCGAGCCGGACGAGCUUGGAGUUGUCAAUAUGGGCACUGGCCAUGAGNNGGUUGGACAAGGUGCUGUGCACCAAACUUGA